AUGGUCUAUCUAAUACUAAUCUCAUUUUCACUUCUGUGUUUGAUCUUAGCCUUUAAACCUCUUUUUGUGUUAAACGAAAUCAUCACUUCUCCAUCGUCUGAUAUACGGAUUGAUCUUCCUUCGCCGCAAGUCAACAACAACCCAAGAUGGCUCCGGCUCGUCCGUAACUAUCUACCGGAAAAGCGUAUACGAGUCGGUUUCCUUAACAUCGAUGAGCAAGACCGUGAGAGCUACGAGGCUAGUGGACCGUUGAUUCUGAAGAAUGUCCACGUGUCAUUAGAUCGUAUUCCGGAGAGUGUAACGUGGGAGAGUCUCUUCCCGGAGUGGAUCGACGAGGAAGUUGCUACCUGCCCGGAGAUCCCUCUCCCUAAGCCGGUAGGUUCUGAUGCUGACGUGGACGUCAUCGUUGCUAAAGUUCCUUGCGACGGAUGGUCGGAGAAUAAAGGGCUGAGGGAUGUUUUCAGGCUUCAGGUUAAUCUGGCGGCGGCGAAUCUAGCCGUGCAGAGUGGGUCAAGGAAGGUUGAUCCGACGGUGUACGUCGUGUUCAUCGGAUCAUGUGGGCCCAUGCAUGAGAUCUUCAAGUGCGAUGAGCGAGUGAGGCGCGUGGAGGAUUAUUGGGUGUAUAAGCCGAAUCUCUCGAGGUUGAAGCAGAAGCUUCUCAUGCCUGUUGGUUCAUGUCACGUCGCUUCUCCAUUUGCUCAACUUGGCCAAGAAGCAUGGAGACCAAAAAAUGAAGAUAAUAUGACAUCCGAUGCUAUCCGUAAGCAACGCGUCGCCUACGUGACAGUACUACACUCGUCCGAGGCCUAUGUUUGUGGAGCAAUAGCAUUAGCACAAAGCAUAAGACAAUCAGGAUCGAAUAAGGACAUGAUUCUCCUCCACGAUCAGUCCAUAACCAACAGGUCCCUUAUUGGUCUCAGCUCCGCGGGAUGGACUCUUCGGCUAAUUGACAGAAUCCGCAGCCCUUUUGCGAAGAAAGACUCUUAUAACGAGUGGAACUACAGCAAGUUGCGUGUGUGGCAAGUAUCUGACUACGAUAAACUUGUGUUCAUAGAUGCAGAUUUCAUCAUCCUCAAGAAGAUGGAUCAUCUCUUCUACCAUCCGCAACUCUCAGCUUCAGGCAACGACAAAGUGUUGUUCAACUCCGGAAUCAUGGUUCUCGAGCCAUCGCCAUGUCUAUUUAAAGAUCUAAUGGAGAAGUCGUCCAAGAUAGAGUCAUACAACGGAGGAGACCAAGGGUUUCUAAAUGAGAUAUUUGUAUGGUGGCACAGGUUACCGAAACGGGUGAACACAAUGAAGUUCUUCGACGAAACAAUCAAGGGACCACACGAUCUUCCGGAGAAUCUAGAAGGUGUGCACUACUUGGGAUUGAAGCCAUGGGUAUGUUAUAGAGACUAUGAUUGCAACUGGGAUAUGAGUGAGCGGCACGUGUUUGCGAGCGAUUCGGUGCAUGAAAAGUGGUGGAAUGUAUAUGACAAGAUGUCAGAGCAGUUGCAAGGUUAUUGUGGAUUGAAUAAGGGAAUGGAGAAGAGGAUUGAGAAGUGGAGAAAAAUUGCCGAGAACAAUAAUUUGUCUGAUAGGCAUUGGGAGAUUGAAGUGAAAGAUCCUAGGAAGACGAACCUUCUUGUUCAGUGA
Microthlaspi erraticum is the source of this 1635-nucleotide messenger RNA. The record is from the annotation of a GenBank genome assembly. NCBI's taxonomy places the organism in Eukaryota, Viridiplantae, Streptophyta, Magnoliopsida, Brassicales, Brassicaceae.